CGAUAAGGUUGAGGAAAUAAAAUAUUCUUUCUCCUAACAGUGUAGCUUUCAUCUUACCGUCACCUCUACUGUAUAUCAUUUAUCUAGCAUCUCUCAUAUACCAUCGCUUCACCUCACAUCUCCAUACUAUCGCCGAGUACGGGAGGUAAAAAGGACUACACCUAUUCAGUCCAUAUAUCACCAACCCCAACCAACCACCUGCACCCACAAUAUCUCCCCGCAUUCCGCCUCAAAAUCCAAAAAAAAGAAAAUGUCAGAAACUCCAGAAGAAAACCCUCUCUUUGCAAUCGAAUGCGAUUCCUCGACCGACUCUGACUCUGUGGGCGAUACCACUCAAAAAGUCCCCCGUGAUUUCCAAUCCGAAGAGUCUUUCCAGACUGUAAAACGUGAAUGGAGAGCUAGGAUUGAAUGUGGUGAGGUAUGUCUUCAGUCCUCUCUCCUUUCCCAUCCCCUCUUUCUUGAACCCCGCAAUCCAUCUCUUCGCCUUUAAUCUCCAAAUAAGAAUACAUGUCUUGAACCACGCCCCAAAACUCCCUAAUCUAAACUGAAUAAAAGUAGGUAACUAACACUCGCGCCACCAAUAGAUUCAUAAAACUCUCCCACCUCUUCCUCUAAAUCCACGCAGUAAACCACAAACAGCACAGUUUUUAUAUGCGGUUGAAGAAUUAUAUUUUUAUAGGAGGUAUAGGGAAGCGUUGAGGUUGGUGGAGGGAGUAUUGAGACAGGAAGAUUUGAUGGAGGAUUUUAGGGGGACGGUGGAAAAGUAUGGGAGGAGGUGUGAGGGGAGGUUAAGGGAGGGGAAGGAGAGUGAAGGGGGGAAACAUAGGAAGGAGGAGAAGAGGUCAGAUGGCGAGAAUAAUGAGGGGAAGACGGAGGUAGUGAGUCGUUGAAUAAAGAUAACGGUCUCAAAGGAAUAUUGAUGAUUGACAUGACAGACUGAGCAUGUCGGAAAGGAUGAUAUAUGGAGGCGGCGACCUUCGAUCAUUCGUUAUAUUUCCAAUCCUGAUUCCGAACACGUUUGGAAAGCACAGUAAGGCAAAGAGAAACGGAAGGAGCCAGAAACUCUCUUCCUCUCCUAACCCUCCUUCCUGAUCAAGAGGAGAUCUCCCGUCACAACUCAACCGAGAAGCUUAAGCUUACAUUAGAGUCCUUCCAACAUCCACACGCUUCUACUCGAAACCACCAUCGAAACAACAUCCUUCUUCAUUUUACAACCUAGGUCUCAAGCAUCACUACCCUAUCGACCCCAUACUCGCAAUCCUAUCCCAUCCCCAUACUCCCACAUUCCAACUCAAGGAAUGAAAUAAGAAGAACGGGGAUAUAUGUCACAGUCACAGUCAAAGUCACAGUGCCAACCCGUCAAACAGCUAAACUGCCAAACAACAUAAGAUCACAAAAUACUUCUAAUUACGGAGUAAUCGACAUCAUACCAUCAGAGUAUAGCCUACGUACGAUCGAUCAAUCUAAAAGUGUGUAUAUGUAUAUACAAAGAGGAGAGGAGAGGAGAGGAGAUUGAUUAGUGAAUAGAUAGAUAGAUAG
This is a messenger RNA of Sclerotinia trifoliorum, 1539 nucleotides long. Lineage: Eukaryota; Fungi; Ascomycota; Leotiomycetes; Helotiales; Sclerotiniaceae. The record is from the annotation of a GenBank genome assembly.